Messenger RNA from Triplophysa rosa, 1530 nucleotides. It is a transcript of the gene mmp13b, whose product is annotated as matrix metallopeptidase 13b. The record is from RefSeq and is a predicted model, not a curated record. Gene Ontology annotation, biological process: extracellular matrix organization; proteolysis; collagen catabolic process. NCBI's taxonomy places the organism in Eukaryota, Metazoa, Chordata, Actinopteri, Cypriniformes, Nemacheilidae. The transcript is spliced from 9 exons. Bases 20 to 1162 code for a protein of 380 amino acids. Gene Ontology annotation, cellular component: extracellular matrix. Gene Ontology annotation, molecular function: metalloendopeptidase activity; zinc ion binding.
CGAUGACACCGUGUAGCUCAUGAAAAUGGCACGUUGCGGGGUUCCAGAUGUAGCUGAAUAUAAUCACUUUCCCAGAGACCUCAAGUGGGAAACAACAAAUGUGACUUUCAGGAUACUGAAUUACACUCCUGACCUAGAGAAGACGGAGGUGGACAGAGCCCUUCGAAAUGCUUUUAAUGUCUGGAGUGACGUGACUCCAUUGAGAUUUAAGAAACUUCACGAGGGAAAUGCUGAUAUCAUGAUCAGCUUUGGAGCAAAAGAGCAUGGAGACUCCAACCCAUUUGAUGGACCUGAAGGGCUUCUCGCUCAUGCUUACCCCCCUGGAAAAGGCAUCGGUGGAGACACACAUUUUGAUGAGGAUGAAACAUGGACCAAAGACGAUCAUGCAUUCAAUCUCUUCUUGGUUGCGUCCCAUGAAUUUGGUCAUGCUCUUGGUAUGGCACAUUCCUCUGACCCCGGGUCACUGAUGUACCCGGUAUAUUCAUAUGCCAAGAGUUACCCUCUAUCUGAAGAUGACAUUAAAGGCAUUCAGUCUCUCUACGGUCCAAACCCCAACCAAAGAAAAGUCAAGCCCAAACCAGACGCUCCGAGCAGAUGUGACCCUGAACUGGAUUUUGAUGCGGUUACUGAGCUCCGUGGAGAGACCAUCAUUUUCAAAGACAGGUUUUAUUGGCGGUUACAUCCACAAAUGCUUGAGCCUGAACAAACCCUUAUUAAAUCUACCUGGCCAGAAAUUCCAAACAAAGUAGACGCUGCUUACGAGAACCCAGAGAAAGAUGUCGUCAUCAUAUUCAGUGGAAUCAAAAUGUGGGCUCUCAAUGGCUACAAUCUGGUUGAGGGCUAUCCAAAAUACAUCCACAAGCUUGGCCUCCCGAAGACUGUCCGCAAAAUCGACGCUGCUGUUUACAUCAGAGACACGGGCAAGACUCUGCUAUUCACUGAUGAAGAAUACUGGAGUUAUGAUGAGCAAACAGGCACCAUGGACAGUGGCUACCCACAAUCCAUUGAGAAAGACUUUCCUGGAAUAGGAGAUGAGGUGGAUGCCGCCGCCUACCAUUACGGAUAUUUGUACUUCUAUCAUGAGCACCUGCAGUUUGAAUACAGCUACAGCUCACGGAAAGUCAUGCGCAUCAUGAGGGCCAAUUCGAUACUCAACUGUUGAGCCAUUGUAAUGUGGAUUUUCCAUAAACUGUCAAUCACUAUCAGCUGUGAAAAAUGAGCGUUCAUUUCAAAACACACUACUGAGCUGGUGAAUCAGUAGAAAGAGUCUUUUACGUCAUUGUAUUUAUAGACCAUGAUUCUGGAAUCAUGUUUGGGAUAUUUUGGUAUACUUCUAUAAGAUUCUGUAUGGAAGUCCUAUAGCAACUAAGAAAGUGAAAUAUACACUGAAUACCACUAUGCAACUAAAUAAAAACAAACAAAAAAAGUCCUUGGAAUUAUUUCCACGAUGAGCUUCUAAAUUCUUUUUUUGUACCAAAAAAAUAAGGUGAUGGGCUUUUGUGUUUUUGUGUUGUCAAGAGUUGUUAUUUG